CUGCCCGACCGACUUUUGAUCCUGCAAGGGGUGGAACAGGACGGGGAGAAAAAGAUCUUAGUGCUAUAUCUCGUCAAUAUUCUAGUAGGGAUCUUCCAGGACAUACCAAACUUAAAUACAGGGAGCAAGGUCAAGGGACCACAGAAGAAUUACGAGCACGUGAUUUUCGCAAGGAACUUGACGAGAGAGAAAAGGAAAUUAAGGGGCCUAGUUCAAGGAAACAAGUUGAACCACCUGUUAAGAGACUUAAAGUUGACCAAGUCCCAGCUGCGAGUCUUGAUGCUGACGAUCCACUUGAAGGAGAUUCAUCUGAUUCAGAUGACUCAGAUGAUGACACAGCUGCACUUUUGGCCGAACUUAACAAAAUUAAAAAGGAGCGAGCCAUUGAGCAAGCCAAAAAGGAAGCUGAGAAGAAAACAAGAGGAAGAAAGGAUAAGAAUGGAAAAUAUUUUAUCUGGAAAUCCUUUGUUAAAUUACUCCUCAGCAGCACAAAAAAAUGACUUAAAGGUUAAGAGAAGGUGGGGAUGA
Molecule: messenger RNA, 528 nt
Organism: Danaus chrysippus (African queen)
Lineage: Eukaryota; Metazoa; Arthropoda; Insecta; Lepidoptera; Nymphalidae
Source: the annotation of a GenBank genome assembly